GUAUGUUUUCUUGUGUUAUUGGACAACUAUUACCUAACUCAUAUGGGGUUCAAGAUUAUCAUUGUUUGAAAGGUUCCUUCCUCGUCGUAGUUCGCGGUCAAACUCAAGCAAGAAACCGUCGACAGCUGCUUAGUCCUGUGACGGAUUCCCCAAUGGAGACCAAGAAGAGACGGGGUAUCCUGGAGCGCCUGGAUGCAGGGGAGGUGGUCGUGGGUGAUGGAGGCUAUGUUUUGCAGCUGGAGCGACGUGGCUAUGUAAAGGCUGGACACUGGACGCCUGAGGCUGCUGUUGAACAUCCUGAAGCAGUGAGGCAGCUGGCCAGAGAGUUUCUGAGAGCAGGAGCCAAUGUGAUUCAGACAUUCACCUUCUACUGCAGUGAGGAUAAGCUGGAGAUCAGUGGAAAUGUCACCAACAUCACUGGUGCUCAGAUUAAUGAAGCUGCCUGUGACAUAGCAAGGGAGGUUGCCAAUGAGGGAGACGCAUUGGUUGCCGGGUGCGUGUCCAGGACUCCAUGCUACAUGCAAAGUCACAGCGAAGCUGCAGUCAAGGCCAUCUUUAAGAAACAGAUGGAUGACUUCCUGAAAAAGGACAUUGAUUUCUUUAUAGUGGAGUUUUUUGACCAUGUGGAAGAAGCAGUGUGGGCAGUGGAGGUGAUGAAGACCAGUGGUAAAGCAGUUGGUGCAACACUGUGUAUUUCCCCUCAUGGAGACAUGAGUGGAGUCCCACCUGGAGAGUGUGCUGUCAGGCUGGUCAAAGCUGGAGCUGACAUUGUUGGAAUAAAUUGCCACUUGGACCCUCUGACUUGUGUCCGCACAGUGAGGCUGAUGAAAGAAGGAUUAGAGAAAGCUGGUCUCAAAGCUCAUCUCAUGAUCCAGCCUCUGGGCUUUCACACACCUGAGUGUAACUUUGGCGGAUACACUAGCCUACCUGAGUUCCCCUUUGCACUGGAGACCAGAGCAAUGACUCGCUGGGACAUCCACAAGUAUGCCAGAGAGGCUCACAAAGCAGGAAUUCGCUACAUUGGUGGCUGCUGUGGUUUUGAACCCUAUCAUAUCAGAGCCAUAGCUGAAGAGCUGGCUGCAGAGCGAGGAUUCCUCCCUCCAGCUUCAGAGAAACAUGGACUCUGGGGAGCUGGUCUAGAGAUGCACACUAAACCUUGGGUCAGAGCCAGGGCUCGUCGAGAGUACUGGGAAAACCUUUUGCCUGCUUCCGGACGUCCCAAAUGCCCUUCAAUGUCAACACCUGCUGCUGAUUAUGAAAAAGACGAGUGUUAACAUGCUAGCAUAAUCUGUAGUGCUCACUGUACUUUUCAGUCUGUUAAUCUCGCAGCAUGGUCAGCUUUGUUAGAAUUUCUUUAAGUUUUCAGUGAUUGAGCAGUUUUCCUCUAUUUUUUUUAAACUCCUAGCAAAAUGACUAAACCUUUUAACAGUUUACAUCAGAACAAACUUUGUUUGUUCUCACUUUAUACAUGUGAUAGUUCUACAAAAAGCACAUUUAUUUUUACACAUUUCUGGAUUUAUUUUGUAGUUUGUUUUUAAAUAUUUUA
Messenger RNA from Cheilinus undulatus (humphead wrasse), 1546 nucleotides. RefSeq names its product betaine--homocysteine S-methyltransferase 1-like. Gene Ontology annotation, molecular function: betaine-homocysteine S-methyltransferase activity; zinc ion binding. The record is from RefSeq and is a predicted model, not a curated record. NCBI's taxonomy places the organism in Eukaryota, Metazoa, Chordata, Actinopteri, Labriformes, Labridae. Bases 3 to 1274 code for a protein of 423 amino acids. The transcript has 9 exons.